Rhinichthys klamathensis goyatoka is the source of this 1764-nucleotide messenger RNA. RefSeq names its product Mab-21 domain containing 2 (gene mb21d2). The record is from RefSeq and is a predicted model, not a curated record. The transcript has 2 exons. NCBI's taxonomy places the organism in Eukaryota, Metazoa, Chordata, Actinopteri, Cypriniformes, Leuciscidae. The coding region runs from base 75 to 1604 and encodes 509 amino acids.
GACCACCUGAUCUAAAAAAGGAGGGGAACCCACCACGAGAAGCUUCGCAUCCUGACGGUACCUCUGGCGUGAAGAUGGCGGUCCCAGCUCCGAGCAGCCGGACCGGAUCCGUUAGCAGCCUGGGGAACAGUCCAACCUCAGCACCGGGAGGCUUAAACAACAACAACAACCACAAGCUGUGGUGCUGCCACGAGCUGGACUUCAGGUCCGGAGUGAAGAUCGAGGAGCUCAACCGACUCAUCCAUGAAUUCAGCAAACAAGACCAACGAGAGUAUGAUGACCAGAGGGCACUGGAAAUACACACCGCCAAGGAUUUCAUCUUCUCUAUGCUCGGCAUGGUGCAAAAGCUGGACCAAAAGUUGCCUGUUGCCAAUGAGUACUUAUUGUUGUCCGGUGGUGUGAGAGAAGGUGUGGUGGACAUGGAUCUGGAUGAGCUUGGCAUCUAUAACCGUGGCUCUGAUUAUGACAUGGCCUUCACCCUGUUGGUUCCUGCACUUAAGCUGCACGACCGGAACCAGCCUGUCACACUGGACAUGCGCCACUCAGCACUAGGUCAUUCUUGGCUCAGCUUGCGACUUUUUGACGAGGGUACCAUUAACCGUUGGCGAGACUGCUGCACGCUGACUGACCAUCUGAACGGCACCACCAAUUACUUCUUCUCGCCCACACUGGUAGCUGACUGGUUCCAAGAAGCUGUCGGACUGGUGCUGACGGAGUUACAGCGCAAGCCACAAAGGGGCACCCCAAGGGUGGACCGGGUGGAGCGUCACAGCACGCUGCUGUCUAUGGUUUUAGGUGUGGGCAGCAGUCGCAUGCUUUAUGACAUUGUUCCUGUGGUGUCUUUUAAAGGCUGGCCGGCGGUUGCUCAGAGCUGGUUGAUGGAGAACCACUUCUGGGAUGGCAAAAUCACAGAGGAGGAGGUCAUCAGCGGCUUCUAUCUGCUGCCUGCCUGCUCAGUCUCUGGUUGCCAGGAAAACGAGUGGCGUCUCUCCUUCGCCCGCAGCGAGGUGCAAUUGAAAAAGUGCAUCUCACCAGGCCUCAUGCAAGCUUACCAGGCGUGCAAGGCAAUAGUUGUAAAGCUGCUGGCUCAACCCACAGCUAUCAGUCCCUACUACUUACGCAGCAUUAUGCUGUGGGCCUGUGACCGACUACCUGCAAGCUAUUUGUCACAGGAAGACUACGCUGCACACUUCCUGCUGGGUCUCAUUGAUGACCUGCAGCACUGCCUUGUCAACAAGACCUGCCCUAACUAUUUCAUCCCGCAGUGUAACAUGUUGGAGCACCUGUGUGACGAGACCGCCAUAUUUCAUGCUCGUAAGCUAACGCUGGUACGCUCGGAUCCGGGCGAACACCUGCGCUCCGUCAUCGAACAAGCCAAGGCGGCCAACAGACUGACGCUGGAGAUGCAGCGUCGCGGGAGUUCCUCAGGACUGCCUUCUCCGCUGGCAGAUCCUUCCUCAGCAGAUCACCAGCAGCCAGAUGACCGCUUGGCCAAGAAGCUACAGCAGUUGGUGACCGAGAAUCCAGGCAAGUCCAUCUCUGUAUUCAUCAACCCUGACGACGUCACGCGACCUCACUUCCGUAUUGAUGACAAGUUCUUCUGAAAACAUAGGUCUAUUUUCGGUUUAACCCAAAGGGGUGUGCAUGGCACUGUCCAGAAACUGGAGCUGUGUCCUUGUGCCUGCUUACAUCAGACUGGAGAGGAUCUUCUGGAGGAAACGACUGCAAGAGGUCUAUAAGACUGGCCUUACUGAGUGGAAAAUC